AUGGUUCUUCGGAGUCAAACUGAAGACGACGAUUUUGCUCUGAAUGCGUGUAUCGAAAAUGCUAGAAACGUUACCCAUAUUUUAAAAGCAGUUCAUUUUAAAGACACUGCCACAGUGUUUGCCACAGAGAACGGACUAAAGGUGACAGUGGAAGACUCAAAAUGCAUUCAAGGAAAUGCUUUCAUUCAAGAUCAAGUGUUUCAGGAAUACUCAAUACGGGACGAAGCUUUAACUUUCCAAAUAAACCUUGACAUUUUAUUGGAAUGUUUAAAUAUCUUUGGAAGCAACAACUCAACAACAACAAUGAGAAUGAUGUAUAACGGGUAUGGAACUCCACUUGUGUUAAUGUUAGAGGAAGAUGGCGCAGUCACAGAUUGCAGUAUUCGUACAAUGGAAGCUGAGGAAACAUUAGAUUUCGAAUUCACAGCGGCUAAUGUUGUUAACAAGAUUAUAAUGAAGGCUGAUUGUUUGCGCGAAGCUUUUAACGAGAUGGACGCAUCAAGCGAGGUCUUGCAAAUCACCAUGUCACCUGACCCACCACAUUUUCGACUCGCUACUUUUGGAUUAUUGGGACAAUCCCAUCAAGACAUUCCCAAGAACUCGGACAUGGUCGAAUACUUUGAAUGCAACGAAACAUUAACCAACAGAUAUCGACUUAAUCUUCUUAAACCCUCAGUUAAAGCUGUCAACCUCGCAUGUAAAAUGUGA
Molecule: messenger RNA, 708 nt
Organism: Ciona intestinalis (vase tunicate)
Lineage: Eukaryota; Metazoa; Chordata; Ascidiacea; Phlebobranchia; Cionidae
Source: RefSeq, a predicted model, not a curated record